Medioppia subpectinata is the source of this 1125-nucleotide messenger RNA. The record is from the annotation of a GenBank genome assembly. NCBI's taxonomy places the organism in Eukaryota, Metazoa, Arthropoda, Arachnida, Sarcoptiformes, Oppiidae.
AUGUAUGAAGCGGUGAAUGAGAUCUAUAAACUGCUGAUCCCUAUCGCCGAAGCGCAUCACGACUACAAGAAAUUGGCCGCAAUUCACGGCAAACUUCAAGAAGCGUUCCUUAAGAUUGAACAGCAAACCGGCAAAAGAGUGUUCGGCACUUACUUUAGGGUCGGUUUCUAUGGACCAAAGUUUGGAGAUCUGGACAGAGAAGAGUUCGUCUAUAAAGAGCCGUUUCUCACAAAACUUCCCGAAAUAUCUCAUAGACUCGAAAACUUUUAUUCAGAACAGUUCGGCACUGAAUUUGUCGAAGUCGUCAAAGACGGAAAUCCUGUCGAUGUAAACAAAUUGAAUCCAGAAAAAGAGAGAUUUAUAUAUUCGACUCCAUUUACAAUGGAUGGCAGAGCGCACGGAGAUCUUCACGAACAAUACAAACGCAAGACUAUAUUAACGACUAUUAAUUCGUUUCCUUACGUCAAGACUAGAGUUCUGGUUCACGACAGACAACAGAUUGUUUUGACGCCCAUUGAAGUGGCCAUUGAGGACAUCCAGAAGAAGACAAUAGAGUUGGCGAGUGCCACAUAUCAGGAACCAAUUGACUCCAAAAUUCUUCAAAUGGUACUCCAGGGCUGUGUGGGAACGACUGUAAAUCAGGGCCCCUUCGAAGUGGCCGCUGUCUUCCUAUCGGAGUCAAGCAAUCGGACGCCACAACAGAGACCGCCCUCUCCUCUGCAAAAUAAACUCAAGAAUUGUUUCAAAGACUUUUGUCGAAAAUGUGGAGACGCUUUACGGAAGAAUAGGGUUUUGAUUGGAAGCGAUCAAAAGGAAUAUCAGAAAGAAUUGGAGAGAAAUUAUUAUAAAUUUACAGAAAAAUUGGCGCCACUUAUCAGUACUAACGGACAACAGGCUCUUCGGGCUCUACGGGAAACUUAUUGGAACAGUUCGGCUAACAUUGCCCUAAGAACUAAACCAAAUACUCUUUUAUGAUUUCGAUGCUCUUUCGUCGGUAUUUAUAUAUAAUUUUCAUUUUCAAUAUUUAUUUAUUUAUUUUAAAACCAAUCGUGUAUUUCUUAUAAUGAAUUUCUUACGCGACAAUAACUAUACAACUCUUUAAACGAAAAUACAAAAUAAUGCCUC